Molecule: messenger RNA, 1847 nt
Organism: Ziziphus jujuba (common jujube)
Lineage: Eukaryota; Viridiplantae; Streptophyta; Magnoliopsida; Rosales; Rhamnaceae
Product: DNA-repair protein XRCC1
Exons: 8
Coding region: 224-1432 (402 amino acids)
Biological process (GO): single strand break repair; double-strand break repair via nonhomologous end joining; base-excision repair
Molecular function (GO): damaged DNA binding
Source: RefSeq, a predicted model, not a curated record
GGCUGAGUAAAACCCAAGGGAACCCAGAUUCCGCACUCGGGACCCAGAAACUGAAACCCGCCCUGGUAUUCACGACUUCUUAAAGGAAAGAGAAUCUACCUGCGGUUUUCCAUCAUUUUCUCUACGCUUUAGGGUCUAUUUUCAUGCCCAAAACCUUAAGAAUUGGGUAUGAGAAAUCCUAUUAAGUGAUUAGAAGCAUUUGGGGUGUCGACGGGUCUCUGACAUGUCUUGUUCAAAGAAGAGUCCUGGAAAUUCUGGUAAGAAUGCUGGGAAGCGAAAUCUUCCUUCAUGGAUGAGUUGUCAAGGGAAUGAAAAUGAGUCUUGUGGAAAGAAACAAGCUGGUGCUUCUCAAGGUGAGGAAAGUAAUGGUGGUGGGAAUACUAAGCAAGCCAAAGGGCAUAGUAAGCAAUGUACCGGGUCCGGAAGUACAUCUGCCAAGGAGAAUAGCAAGACUUCUGCAUCCAGUUCGGCAGCUACAAACUUUUCCAAGCUUCUGGAAGGGGUAGUAUUUGUACUGUCAGGUUUUGUUAAUCCUGAGCGUAGCAUUUUGAGAUCACAAGCUCUGGAAAUGGGAGCAGAAUUUCAGCCUGACUGGAAUUCCGGAUGCACGCUGUUGAUUUGUGCAUUUCCUAACACCCCAAAGUUUCGACAAGUUGAGGCAGAUUGUGGGACUAUUGUUUCAAAGGAAUGGAUAUCAGAGUGUUAUUCACAGAGGAAGCUCAUUGAUAUUGAAAGCUACCUGAUGCAUGCUGGGAAACCCUGGCGUAGAAGUGACAGUUCCUGUAAAACCAACCUAGAUCCAAAAGCAUCCCCACCUAGAAAAUCUCAAAAGCAAGAUAGAUCAUAUUCAAAACCAAUUACCUCAGGAGUUGCAGAGUUGAAUAAAGCUCCUAAUGCUGCAAAACAGUACUUUUCUCCUUCUGAAGUGAAGAAGUGGGCCAUUGACGAUUUUAACAAUACAAUCUCAUGGCUUGAGAGUCAAGAAGAAAAGCCAGAGCCAAGUGAGAUAAAGAAAAUAGCGGCUGAAGGGAUUUUGACUUGUUUACAAGAUGCAAUCGAGUCUCUUGAACAAAAGCAGGAUGUCUGCAAACUAACCGAGGAGUGGAAAUUCGUGCCUCGUGUGGUUGAGGAGCUGGCAAAGCUUGAUGGUGUGAGAGAUAAUAAUACAGGAUCAAUGUCUAAGAAAAAUCUUCGUAGACAUGCUAUGGAAUGCAAACGAAUUUAUGAGGUGGAACUUAGUAGUUUAGAAGACACUUCAUUAAGGAAGAACAAAAGGCAGCCAAAGGGUGAUGAACAGAAGAAAGAUGGCAAAAGAAUUAAAAGUGCUGGCGGUGGUACAGCAGGAUAUGACAGUGAUGAAACUGUGGAAAUGACAGAAGAGGAAAUUGACCUUGCAUACAAUACCAUAUCUUCUAAGAUCCAUAAAUACUGAAAUGAAGUCUCUCCUGACACUGAAAGAUUGCAAGGCAGGCAAUGUUUUGUUAAAUCCACAAUUUCCCAAUCUAACCAAUUUUGUUUUUUGGUUUUUUUCCCUCCCCCCCUUGUAUAUAAUGAAAAAUAUGAAAAAAAAGGGAAAAAAGAAAAGAAAAAAAUACAACAAAAACAUUUAUUUCCCCCAUUUUGAGAAGGCAUAUAACAUUGAAAAAUGUAGGGUCUUUGGAAGCCUAUCUCCUACGUUGACAGAACUUCAAGAGGGAUGAGACCCAGUCCAAGUAUAAGUCAGAUUCAGAGGUUUUUCUUUAUUAUUAUGGAGGGAAUGAAACAGACGAAUUGUAUGCAACUGAUCCUACAGGGCAUUCACAUUACUAUUUUGGUGGUCUUUCUUAAUUGAAUGUCGCCAUUGGGUA